CGGGUGCUGGAGCGACGGCAGCGGCUGGAGGAGCAAUAGCAGCAGCCGUGGCGGCCACGGGGCGGGGCGCGGCGGUCGGUGACCGCGGCCGGGGCUGCAGGCGGCGGAGCGGCUGGUUUUGAAUAUAUUAACACUGAAUCAGCACUUCUAAAGCCCUGCCUUCUCCCACUGGCUUCACUUGGCCUUCAGACAUAAUGAGGAGACUGGCUUUUCGAGGAGCUGGUUGUGCUCUGGUAAAGCUGAAGAAGUUGGAUUCCAUGGGUUCCAAGAGAAGAAGAGCUACCUCCCCUUCCAGUAGUGUCAGCGGAGACUUUGAUGAUGGGCACCAUUCUGUGUCCACGCCAGGCCCAAGCAGGAAAAGGAGGAGACUUUCCAAUCUUCCGACUGUAGACCCUAUUGCCGUGUGCCAUGAACUCUACAACACCAUCCGAGACUAUAAGGAUGAGCAGGGCAGGCUCCUCUGUGAGCUCUUCAUUAGGGCACCAAAGCGAAGAAAUCAACCAGACUAUUAUGAAGUGGUUUCUCAGCCCAUUGACUUGAUGAAAAUCCAACAGAAACUAAAAAUGGAAGAGUAUGAUGAUGUUAAUCUGCUGACUGCUGACUUCCAGUUGCUUUUUAACAAUGCAAAGGCCUAUUAUAAGCCAGAUUCUCCUGAAUAUAAAGCUGCUUGCAAACUCUGGGAUUUGUACCUUCGAACAAGAAAUGAGUUUGUUCAGAAAGGAGAAGCAGAUGAUGAAGAUGAUGAUGAAGAUGGGCAAGACAAUCAAGGCACAGUGACUGAAGGAUCUUCUCCAAGUUACUUGAAGGAGAUCCUGGAGCAGCUUCUUGAAGCCAUAGUUGUAGCCACAAAUCCAUCAGGACGUCUCAUUAGCGAACUUUUUCAGAAACUGCCUUCUAAAGUGCAAUAUCCAGACUAUUAUGCAAUAAUUAAGGAGCCUAUAGACCUCAAGACCAUUGCCCAGAGGAUACAGAAUGGAAGCUACAAGAGUGUUCAUGCAAUGGCCAAAGAUAUAGAUCUCCUAGCAAAAAAUGCCAAAACUUAUAAUGAGCCUGGUUCUCAAGUAUUCAAGGAUGCAAAUUCUAUUAAGAAAAUAUUUUACAUGAAAAAGGCAGAAAUUGAACAUCAUGAAAUGACUAAGUCAAGCCUUCGGAUGAGGACUCCAUCAAAUUUGGCUGCAGCCAGGCUGACAGGUCCUUCGCACAGUAAAGGCAGCCUUGGUGAAGAGAGAAAUCCCACUAACAAGUACUACCGUAAUAAACGAGCAGUCCAAGGGGGUCGUUUAUCAGCAAUUACCAUGGCACUUCAGUAUGGCUCAGAAAGUGAAGAGGAUGCUGCUUUAGCUGCUGCACGUUAUGAAGAAGGAGAGUCGGAAGCAGAGAGCAUUACUUCAUUUAUGGAUGUUUCAAAUCCUUUUUAUCAGCUUUACGACACAGUUAGGAGCUGUCGGAAUAACCAAGGGCAGCUAAUAGCUGAACCUUUUUUCCAUUUGCCUUCAAAGAAAAAAUACCCUGAUUAUUAUCAGCAAAUUAAAAUGCCCAUAUCACUACAACAGAUCAGAACAAAGCUAAAGAAUCAAGAAUAUGAAACUUUAGAUCAUUUGGAGUGUGAUCUGAAUUUAAUGUUUGAAAAUGCCAAACGCUAUAAUGUUCCCAACUCAGCCAUCUACAAGCGAGUUCUAAAACUGCAACAAGUCAUGCAGGCAAAGAAGAAGGAGCUUGCCAGGAGAGAUGACAUUGAGGAUGGAGACAGCAUGAUUUCUUCAGCAACCUCUGAUACUGGUAGUGCCAAAAGAAAAAGGAACACUCUUGACAGUGAGAUGUUGGGUCUCAGGAGGCUAUCCAGUAAAAAGAACAUUCGAAAGCAGCGAAUGAAAAUCUUGUUCAAUGUUGUUCUUGAAGCUCGUGAGCCAGGUUCAGGCAGAAGACUUUGUGAUCUAUUUAUGGUUAAACCAUCCAAAAAGGACUAUCCUGAUUAUUAUAAAAUCAUCUUGGAGCCAAUGGACUUGAAAAUAAUUGAACAUAACAUCCGCAAUGACAAAUAUGCAGGGGAAGAGGGAAUGAUAGAAGACAUGAAGCUGAUGUUCCGGAAUGCCAGGCACUACAACGAGGAGGGCUCCCAGGUGUACAAUGAUGCGCACAUCCUGGAGAAGUUACUCAAGGAUAAAAGGAAAGAGCUGGGCCCACUGCCUGAUGAUGAUGACAUGGCUUCUCCCAAACUCAAACUGAGUAGGAAGAGCGGUAUUUCUCCUAAAAAAUCAAAAUAUAUGACUCCAAUGCAGCAGAAACUAAAUGAAGUCUAUGAAGCUGUAAAGAACUAUACUGAUAAGAGGGGUCGCCGCCUCAGUGCCAUAUUUCUGAGGCUUCCCUCCAGAUCUGAGCUGCCUGACUACUAUUUGACCAUUAAAAAACCCAUGGACAUGGAAAAAAUUCGAAGCCACAUGAUGGCCAACAAAUACCAAGAUAUAGACUCCAUGGUUGAGGACUUCGUCAUGAUGUUUAACAAUGCCUGUACAUACAAUGAGCCCGAGUCUUUGAUCUACAAAGAUGCCCUUGUCCUACACAAAGUCCUGCUUGAAACUCGGAGAGACCUAGAAGGAGAUGAGGACUCUCAUGUCCCAAAUGUAACCUUGCUGAUUCAGGAGCUUAUCCAUAAUCUUUUUGUGUCAGUCAUGAGUCAUCAGGAUGAUGAAGGAAGAUGCUACAGUGAUUCCCUAGCAGAAAUUCCUGCUGUGGAUCCCAGUUUUCCAAACAAACCUCCUCUUACUUUUGACAUAAUUAGGAAGAAUGUUGAAAAUAAUCGCUACCGGCGGCUCGAUUUAUUUCAAGAGCAUAUGUUUGAAGUAUUGGAGAGGGCAAGAAGGAUGAAUCGGACAGAUUCUGAAAUAUAUGAGGAUGCGGUAGAACUUCAGCAGUUUUUUAUUAAAAUUCGUGAUGAACUCUGCAAAAAUGGAGAGAUCCUUCUUUCACCAGCACUCAGCUAUACCACAAAACAUUUACAUAAUGAUGUGGAGAAAGAGAAAAAGGAAAAACUACCGAAAGAAAUAGAGGAAGAUAAACUAAAACGAGAAGAAGAAAAAAGAGAAGCUGAAAAGAGUGAAGAUUCCUCUGGAGCUGCAGGCCUCUCAGGCUUACAUCGCACAUACAGCCAGGACUGCAGCUUUAAGAACAGUAUGUACCAUGUUGGAGAUUAUGUCUAUGUGGAGCCUGCAGAGGCCAAUCUACAACCACAUAUAGUCUGUAUUGAGAGACUGUGGGAAGAUUCUGCUGGUGAAAAAUGGUUGUAUGGCUGUUGGUUUUAUCGGCCAAAUGAAACAUUCCAUUUGGCUACACGAAAAUUUCUAGAAAAAGAAGUUUUUAAGAGUGACUAUUACAAUAAAGUUCCUGUUAGUAAAAUUCUAGGAAAAUGUGUGGUCAUGUUUGUUAAGGAAUACUUUAAAUUAUGCCCAGAAAACUUUCGAGAUGAGGAUGUUUUUGUCUGUGAAUCACGGUAUUCUGCCAAAACCAAGUCUUUUAAGAAAAUUAAACUAUGGACCAUGCCCAUCAGCUCAGUUAGAUUUGUCCCUCGAGAUGUGCCCUUGCCUGUGGUCCGAGUGGCCUCUGUAUUUGCAAAUGCGGAUAAAGGGGAUGAUGAAAAGAACACAGACAACUCAGAGGACAGUCGAACUGAAGACAGUUUUAACUUGGAAAAGGAGAAAGAAGAUGUCCCUGUGGAAAUGUCUAACGGUGAACCAGGUUGCCACUACUUUGAGCAGCUCCGGUAUAAUGACAUGUGGCUGAAGGUUGGCGACUGUGUCUUCAUCAAGUCCCAUGGCCUGGUGCGCCCUCGUGUGGGCAGAAUUGAAAAGGUAUGGGUCCGAGAUGGAGCUGCAUAUUUUUACGGCCCCAUCUUUAUUCACCCAGAAGAGACGGAACACGAGCCCACAAAAAUGUUCUACAAGAAAGAAGUGUUUCUGAGUAAUCUGGAAGAAACCUGCCCCAUGACAUGUAUUCUAGGAAAGUGUGCUGUAUUGUCAUUCAAGGACUUCCUCUCCUGCAGGCCAACUGAAAUUCCAGAAAAUGACGUUCUGCUUUGUGAGAGCCGCUACAAUGAAAGUGACAAGCAGAUGAAGAAAUUCAAGGGACUGAAGAGGUUUUCACUCUCUGCUAAAGUGGUAGAUGAUGAAAUUUAUUACUUCAGAAAACCGACUGUUCCUCAGAAGGAGCCCUCACCUUUAUUGGAAAAGAAGAUCCAGUUGCUAGAAGCUAAAUUUGCUGAGUUAGAAGGUGGAGAUGAUGAUAUUGAAGAGAUGGGAGAAGAGGAUAGUGAGGUCAUUGAGCCUCCUUCUCUACCUCAACUUCAGACUCCCCUGGCCAGUGAGCUGGAUCUCAUGCCCUACACACCCCCACAGUCUACCCCAAAGUCUGCCAAAGGCAGUGCAAAGAAGGAAGGCUCCAAACGGAAAAUCAACAUGAGUGGCUACAUCCUGUUCAGCAGUGAGAUGAGAGCUGUGAUUAAGGCCCAGCACCCAGACUACUCUUUUGGUGAGCUCAGCCGACUGGUGGGGACAGAAUGGAGAAACCUUGAGACAGCCAAGAAAGCAGAAUAUGAAGAGCGGGCAGCUAAAGUUGCUGAGCAGCAGGAGAGAGAGCGAGCAGCACAGCAACAGCAGCCGAGUGCUUCUCCCCGAGCAGGCACCCCUGUGGGGGCUCUCAUGGGGGUGGUGCCACCACCAACACCAAUGGGGAUGCUCAAUCAGCAGUUGACACCUGUUGCAGGCAUGAUGGGUGGCUAUCCGCCAGGCCUUCCACCUUUGCAGGGCCCAGUUGAUGGCCUUGUUAGCAUGGGCAGCAUGCAGCCACUUCACCCCGGGGGGCCUCCACCCCACCAUCUUCCGCCAGGUGUGCCCGGCCUCCCGGGCAUACCACCACCGGGUGUGAUGAACCAAGGAGUGGCCCCUAUGGUAGGGACUCCAGCACCAGGUGGAAGUCCAUAUGGACAGCAGGUAGGUGUUUUGGGGCCUCCAGGGCAGCAGGCACCACCUCCAUAUCCUGGCCCACAUCCACCCGGCCCCCCUGUCAUACAGCAGCCAACAACACCCAUGUUUGUGGCUCCCCCACCGAAGACUCAACGGCUUCUCCACUCAGAGGCCUACCUAAAAUAUAUUGAAGGACUCAGUGCUGAGUCCAACAGCAUUAGCAAGUGGGACCAGACCCUAGCAGCCCGAAGACGCGAUGUCCAUUUGUCAAAAGAACAGGAGAGCCGACUCCCCUCUCACUGGCUGAAAAGUAAAGGGGCCCACACCACCAUGGCAGACGCCCUCUGGCGCCUUCGGGAUCUGAUGCUCCGAGACACCCUCAAUAUUCGCCAAGCAUACAAUCUAGAAAACCUUUAAUCACAUCAAUUACGAUUCUUUUAUAGAAGCAUAAAGAGUUUUGUGGAACAGUAGCCAUUUUAGUUACUGGGGGUGGGGGGAGGAACAAAGGAUGAUCAUUUUUAUUGCAUUUUAUUGUACAUCACAAGGCCAUUUUUAUAUAAGGACACUUUUAAUAAGCUAUUUCAAUUUGUUUUUGUUAUAUUAAGUUGACUUUAUCAAAUACACAAAGAUUUUUUUUUUGCAUAUGUUUCCUUCGUUUAAAACCAGUUUCAUAAUUGGUUGUAUUUAGACUUGGUGUUUUAUCUUUUUACUUGUUGCCAUAGAGCUGAAACCAUCAAAGGUUUUUUGUCUUGGCUUGGGGUUUCUGUUUCUUGUUUUUUUUGGUUGGUUUUUUGUUUUUGUUUUUUUUAAAUAACAAACAAAAUGAAAAAAAAACACACACAAGAGUUUACAGAUUAGUUUAAGUUGUCAAUGAAAUGUGAAGUUGGCCCUAGUUUACAUCUUAGAGAGGGGAGUGUACUUGUGUCUGUUUCACGUGCCUAAAUAUCUUAAGCCACUUUUGCAAGAACUGUUUCUUCCAGGUAGAGUGAAAGGUUGUUAGUUGGAUUGUAGAUGUUUGGCAGACAUGGCACAUUUGCUCUAGUAACUCAGAAAUCUGAAGUCAGCACUGUGCACUCUUCUGCAGCUAAUGCAGCUCCCGGACGCCUGGAGGGAGAAAGCACUUUUUCUUGUGCUGAGUUAGACAUCUAUGGUGUCAGUUAUUUUUGCAGAACAUGUGCACAACCCUGAAUUAUAUUUAGUCUUGACAGGUAAGUUUAAGGGUACUUUUGAUCUUUUUGUAAUGAAUUCACAAUUUAUGCCUAUACAUGUUAGGUGAUUUAAAACUUUAAAUCUCUACAUUGCAAAUUAUUGAAGUUCAUCUUGAAGAAAGUAUUGAGGUGUGCUGGAGGUGAUUUAUUUUUAAACAUAACACCUAACCUAACUUAGGGAAGGGAGUGCAUUAACCAGAUAUGGGCUGUGUCAGAAGCAUAAUUGUAAAAGGCUGGAUUGCCUGCAUAUGCAAGUAUGUUUUAGUAUUCUUUAUUUCCUCAUCAGAUCUGGCUUUUUUUUUUUCUUUUUCUCCUAAGUUUCAGGGUUGUAAUUCUCAACCAGAAAUUUAAGACUUUAUAAAAUAAUUUUAAAAUUCAGCUUGUGCUUUUGAAUUUCAGGAGAAGGAAAUCAUAAUUUAAGAAAAUGCUCACUAAAAAGACCAUUACAGAUCCCAAACACUUAGGUUUGAUGACCCUGUCUCUCUUAUAUGACUCUGGAAAAAAACAUUUGGAGACAGUAUAUAAUGCUCAGACAAGUGGAAAGCAUCAAACAUGGUUCAGUAUUUCACUCAGCGUUUUUGAAACCUGCUUUAUUGUAACAAGGUGGUUGCCAUUGUGGUGGAGCUUCCACUGCUGUUUGUAAAUUGAGAGUGACUCUCAGAGGAUACUUUUUUCUUUUAAUCUGGUAUGAGUCAAUACCUGGAUAUUUAAUUACCAUUCUUACUAAAUCAUGGGGACAGAAGAAGAGUUUAGAAUGGAAAAAAGUCUCUUGUAUCUAGAUACUUGAAUUACAGGAGGUCCUUAUAACUUAAUUGCCUAUAAGUCAACCACUGGAUCUCAAUUUGCAUCAAGUAUUUUAAACAGUUCUGAAUUUUAAAAAAUGUUUUGCAGUACUAUGUCAGUACCUUAUUGUUAAACUGAAUCAGAUAAAGAAAUCUUCAGUUCUUGGUUAUUUGGGCCAUUGAAUCAUCAUGGACUGUAUAAUACAAUCAGAUUAUUUUAUUUCUAGACAUCCUUGAAUUACACCAAAGAACCUGAAAUUUAAUUUUGGUUAAGUUAUUUAUUUAUUUCAUGCACCCGUCUUAUUUCCCUUUUUAAGGUCUGGAAGAGACUUCUUUGGGAAGACUCUAAAAACUCUUCACUGUGGUCUAUGUGGGGCAUUAGAAGCCAGAGCACUCCUCCUCCAGGCUCCUUCUCAGUGUCUGGAGGUGCUGUAGGAACCAUAGAUCCAGCCAGGGGCUUCCCUAAGGCAGUGCAGAGCCGGGCCAGGGGGCCAUUAGGCAGGCCCUAAUUACCUUUAAAAAAAAAAAAGCUCUAUGUAUUUAUUUUAGAAUCAUGUCUUUCUGUAUAUUAACUUGGAGAAUGUCAAUUAAUAUUUUAGGAUAUAAGAUUUGAGGUCAGCCAUCUUCCAAAAAAGAAAAGAAAAAGAAAAAAAAAAAAAAGCCCUGACUUUAAAAGGUACAUGUGAACUAUACAUCUUUUUUUUCCAUGAGUUUUAGGAACUGUAGUGAUAUGGCUUAGAAAGUAUAAUGGCCUAAAUGUUUUCAAAAUGUAAGUUCAUGUGGAAAAGAAUUUUGUUUAUGUGCGGAAAAAGACCUAUAGGUUUAAAAUAGUAUGUCAGCCAACUGAUUUAAAAGGCCUUGAAUUACUUUGUUUUUGAACCCACCCUUUUCUUCCUAUGAGGAAGAAUUAAGAGGGGACUCUUCUUUGUGUAAAAUCUCCAAAUUGGUGUUGUUGAUUUUUGAACUUAAACAUUUUCAGACUUGAUUAAAACUUGGUUUAUUCUAAUUUCUGUAUCAAAAGAGGUUUAAGUGAUAACUAGUCUUAUAAUAUGUAUGUAUCAUAUCUUUGUUCAUCUAAAGCUUUUUAAUCCAAAUAAAAAUGGAGUUUGCAAAGUGA
Molecule: messenger RNA, 8062 nt
Organism: Orcinus orca (killer whale)
Lineage: Eukaryota; Metazoa; Chordata; Mammalia; Artiodactyla; Delphinidae
Gene: PBRM1
Product: polybromo 1
Exons: 33
Coding region: 195-5372 (1725 amino acids)
Biological process (GO): chromatin remodeling
Cellular component (GO): RSC-type complex
Molecular function (GO): chromatin binding; protein binding
Source: RefSeq, a predicted model, not a curated record